Tachyglossus aculeatus (Australian echidna) is the source of this 753-nucleotide messenger RNA. It is a transcript of the gene BMF, whose product is annotated as Bcl2 modifying factor. Lineage: Eukaryota; Metazoa; Chordata; Mammalia; Monotremata; Tachyglossidae. Gene Ontology annotation, biological process: negative regulation of autophagy; positive regulation of apoptotic process; apoptotic process. Bases 77 to 667 code for a protein of 196 amino acids. Gene Ontology annotation, cellular component: myosin complex. The transcript has 5 exons. The record is from RefSeq and is a predicted model, not a curated record.
GGCUGCCCGGGCGCGGGCAGAUUCGGGGCACAACACGGCGGCGCGAGGCCCGACCUCUGCCCACCUGCCAGGCAGGAUGGAGCUGUCCCAGUAUGAGGAGGAGCUGGAGGAGCUGACGGGGCUGGAGGAGCUGGAGGAUGACGUCUUCCACCCCGAGACGCCUGCGGCGGAGCCCCUGGCACAGUCCGGCGGGCCGGCCCCCGCUGCCCCGCUCGCCCCCGGGCAGCCCUACAGCUACCUGGUCGGGCAGCUGCCCCUCUUCCCUCUCGCUCCCUGCUGCGGGCCGGGACUGCGGACCCUGAGCCAAGAAGACAAGACCACUCAGACGCUGAGCCCGGCCUCCCCGAGCCAAGGAGUCAUGCUGCCCUGCGGAGUGACUGAGGAGCCCCGGCGGCUCUUCUACGGCCAUGCCGGGUACCGCCUCUCUUCCCUCACCAGCUUUCCCGGGGACCCGAGUCUCGGCGAGGAGCCCCCCGAGGCGCCGUGGGAACGGAGAGCCGAAAUGCAGGUCGCCCGCAAGCUGCAGUGCAUCGCGGACCAGUUUCAUCGUCUCCACACCCAGAGGCAUCAACGGAACCGGAACCACUUGUGGUGGCGCGUCUUGCCUCUCCUGCACAAUCUGGCUCUGGACAUGGAGGAAAAUGGGCAGGGGUGGGGGCCCAGGUGAGGAGGGACAGUGUCUGCAGGAGGCAGUCCCGCCGUGUCCACCUUCCCUCUACCACCCCAGGAGAGGCAGCGACGCAGAAAGCUGAG